Polistes canadensis is the source of this 10090-nucleotide messenger RNA. RefSeq names its product facilitated trehalose transporter Tret1-2 homolog. Gene Ontology annotation, molecular function: transmembrane transporter activity. Gene Ontology annotation, cellular component: membrane. The record is from RefSeq and is a predicted model, not a curated record. The coding region runs from base 2581 to 4107 and encodes 508 amino acids. NCBI's taxonomy places the organism in Eukaryota, Metazoa, Arthropoda, Insecta, Hymenoptera, Vespidae. Gene Ontology annotation, biological process: transmembrane transport. The transcript has 8 exons.
UGUUCUCUCCCUCUCAGUUGGCCGCGAUUCAGCAACGGGUCUAUGCGUCCGUCCCGAUCGCAAACGGGCAGAAACAGAACCGGCGAGAGAUAACGCGAAAGCUUUAUAAAAGGCAAAAACUUUCUCUCUUUUUCCUACCAUUUUUUUUCUUUUUCUUUUCUUUUCUUUUCAUUUACCUCUUUAGGAUUCCGUUCUUUCUUUUAUAUAUAUAUUUGUUUGAGAAAGAGAGAGAAAGAAACGUUUAUUGUCAUUCGCGUUCGACAUCAGGGAAUUUGUUUAGUGGUCUCUUUUAGAGGAUGCUUUUUUUUACCAAAGAAGAAGAAGAUGAAGACAAGUUUAGUGAAAAGAAUGAUACAUUAUUUACGAUUAUAUUCUACGUUUAUGGCUUAACAUUGGAAAAAACAAAGUUAUGCUAAAGUCUCGUCAUGUUCAUCGGAGGAAAAUAGAAAUAUAUGCGAGUUGGAUUUCAAAAAAUAGAGAAAUGAAGUGCGUCGUUUCGAAGAGGAACAUUUUCAAUGGAUAAUUAUUGUUAUUAAAUAUGUUGCUACUACGUUAUGAUUAUCUUGAGAUUUCUAAAAAACAUCGAGUAUGAAAGUUCGACUCUAUGAAUCCUAUGAAAAGGAUAUUUCCAUGAAAGAUUCGAUUUGUCGAGCUUGCGAUAGACGAUAAAGAGAGAAAGAGAGAUAGAAAGAGAGAGAGAGAGAGGUGGGUGGGUCGUCGGUUGAAAGUUUCAUCGAAUUUGGUACGGUCUAUCGAAUGCGUAAGAACGCUUAUGGACGAAGGAAAACGAGUGGACAGGUUUUUAAAGCGAGAAAGAAGUAGAAGAAGGGGAAGGAGGAAAGUUAAGAGGAAAGUAAGCAAGAAACGGGGGAAGAAGGAAAGAGUUUAAAGUUCCCGAGCAUCCUAAUCCUUUCUAAGGGGGUAUUGUCGAUUAAACAUCGAACAAGAUAUCUACUUAGUCAAUGUAUAUUAAAAUACUACAAGAAAAUAUGAAAAUAAAAGUCAAACCGAGACCACCGGAUCGGAUCGAAUCGGAUUGGAUCGAAUCGGAUUGGAUCGAAUCGGAUUGGAUCGAAUCGGAUUGGAUCGGAUCUGUCUUUUUUGUUUAGGAUUUCAUUCUUUCUUUCGAUGUUUUGUUUACGUUGAAAGCGCGGUUUUCUUGCUCGAGGCCGUAUAUAUGUAACCAUUUAAGCAGCGAGAUCGCAAUUAAUGUCAGUCGAGUUCUCGUCUCCGUCUUCUUUAUGCAUUUCAAAAAGUUGCUACAUUAUCUCUAUUCAGAAUAGAAAAGCCAAUUCUCACCUUACCGAACGUAUAAUAUAGGUUCUUUAGGUGAUAAAAAGGACAGAAAGAAAAACUUUGAUUUCUUUGUUUUGGGUGCCAUUGCCAUUCCUAUUUGAUUUUUAUCGGUUUCUAUAUCCUACAGGGAUUAUCUAUGUACAUAUACAAUUGAAGUAUAAGUCGCAGUGUAAUAUAAUCAUCGUUCGUAUAUAACUUAAGAAUGAUCAAUGUUAACGAGAAUACCCGUUUAGCGUAUUAAGAUUGAGGAUUACCACGGGGACCAUAAUUAUUUCAAAAGGAUUCGUCGUGAGUUUGAUUAGAAUCUAUGAGUUUCCUCGCACGCGAACGAAAGGAAGAAGGGAAAAUUCAUUUAACGAAGUCACAACUUGUCCGAUCGCUAAGACCGACCUUCUUCUCCUUCUUCUUCUCUCUGCUGCUACUUCCUCAAUGGAAAAAGGAACGAUGCCUUCGAUUUGCAUACGAAUGCAUUAAAGCACGAUGAUGGAUUGAGGUAUAGAGAGGAAACGAUAACGGAAUAAAACGAAGAUUAAAUAAAAUGAACGUUUUAUCGGAUCUUCGAUGAGACAGACAGACCUCGAAGGUUUGACGAGGUUCUUUUUCGGUGAGGUGAAGUGAAGAGAGGAGAGAAGAAGACGACAAAAAUGAAGAGAGAAAAAGAGAGAGAGAGAGAGAGAGAGAAAGAGAGAGAAAGAGAGAGAAAGAGAGAGAAAGAGAGAGAGGUGGUACGCGUUAGAAACUGCUAGAGACUGAAGGCGACAAUAACCAAAAGACUAGAGUUAAGUGCAACUUUGACAAUAAAUAACCCAAGGCUGAUACUAGAAGGAAAAAGAGGAUACUACUGGGUACGUCGUUGCCUAUGGGAUCUUGAUGUCUACUACACGGGUAAAGGGGACUUUGCACGUACACCUACGUAAAUCGCAUAGCUCUUCCCGACGAUAAAGAACCAAACAGGGUUUUCUCGUUCGAAAAAAAAUAAACGAUGUUCUCUAUACACUCUCGAUGGUAAUACAACAUUUUUUUUUCUUUCCCAAAGAAGGGGACCCAGAGUUUAUUCUAGGAGAAUUGAUAACAACCAACCAACCAACCAACCAACAAACCAACCAACCAUCUGAGAAAAGUAUCCAAGAAAUCUCGCAUAAACUAAAUCUUUGAAAAUUCGUACGAAUCUUUGUACGAAUUUUUAGAAACUUAUCAAGAAAUAAAAAGAGAGAGAGAGAGAGAGAGAGAGAGAGAGAGAAAGAGAGAGAGAGAGAGAGAGGAGGGGGUCCAAAGGGAGAAGAGAUGUCACUGAAUCAUAGAUAUUACGUGACAACGGUACCGGACGAAGCCGAGGACAGCUUUAAAAUGCCCAGAGCUUCCGUGGUACAUAUGACGUCGACUGCAACGAAACCGCAGCACAUGUCGCAGGUUUUGGCGACCCUGGCUCUUUCCAUGGGAACGUUGUCCUCUGGCUUGGCAAAAGGCUACACCUCGCCUGCAUUGGAUUCAAUCUUGGAUAAACAACCGCCUACUCUCUAUCAAUCCUCUAACAACGAUACGUGGGCGGUUUUCUCAGUGACGUCGCAGGAGGCUUCAUGGGUCGCAUCCUUGUCGAUGUUGGGUGCAUGGUGCGGGGCCAUGAUCGGUAAUUGGAUAAUGAGAAAAGGCCGACGUUUAGCUCUACGAGUGACAUCUUUACCAUUGACUGCCGCAUGGAUUCUUACGGGAGUCGCACCUAGCGUGGAAGUCGUAUAUUUGACGAGUUUUAUCGGUGGACUGUGCUGUUCCAUUAUCACCAUGGUCGCCCAAGUAUACAUCUCGGAAAUCUCGAUGCCAGGCAUCAGAGGGUGCCUGUCGGCGAUGUUAAAGGUGCUGGGUCACGUUGGCGUCUUGCUCUCUUACAUAGCUGGAACGUAUUUGAACUGGCGACAGAGUGCUCUUCUAGUUGCCGUAGCACCGUCUAUGCUCUUUUUGGGAACUCUCUUUAUACCCGAAACACCGUCCUAUCUCGUUUUGAAUGGAAAGGACGAGGAAGCCGCGAGCAGCUUGCAAUGGUUACGAGGCGAACAAGUGGACAUAAGACACGAGCUACAGGUGAUCAAAACGAACAUACUGGCCUCGAGAGCGAAGCAAUAUGGAUUGACGUUAAGGAGCAGCAUUCUGACGCCACGACUUUACAAGCCAAUCGCCAUAACUUGCGGACUCAUGUUCUUCCAGAGAUUCUCCGGAGCCAAUGCGUUCAAUUACUACGCCGUUAUAAUAUUUCGUCAAACCUUGGGCGGAAUGAAUCCUCACGGGGCAACUAUAGCGAUCGGAUUCGUCCAGUUAUUGGCAUCCUUGUUGUCGGGUUUCCUAAUCGACGUCGUGGGUAGAUUACCGCUCCUGAUUGCCAGUACCGUUCUCAUGUCGUUAGCGUUGGCUGGUUUUGGUAGUUACGCCUAUUACGUGUCCCAAACGCAAAAUCUCGGUUACUCGGAUUCUGCGGUACCUACUGGCGAACACGACUGGAUACCGUUGCUCUGUGUACUGGUCUUCACGACCGCCCUAGCCCUGGGCAUAUCGCCAAUUUCCUGGCUAUUGAUUGGCGAACUUUUCCCAUUGGAGUAUCGCGGUAUCGGUUCUAGCAUCAGCACCAGCUUCAGUUACUUCUGCGCCUUCUGCGGCAUCAAACUCUUUAUGGAUUUUCAGCAAAUAUUCGGAUUACACGGAGCGUUUUGGUUCUACGCGGGAAUGGCGGUCUGCGGACUUUGUUUCGUGGUAUAUUGCGUGCCCGAAACGAAAGGGAAACAAUUGGACGAAAUGAAUCCGGAGUACGCGCAGGCACGGUAGUAUAAGGCCUCCUUGACGGGAGGUUUGUCGAAUCUCGAGAAGGCAAAUAAGCCUUUACCGAGCGGUGCUUAUCCGAACGAGCACGAUCCUCGAGAGAUAUACAGGCCCGAUCAAGUUGGUAUCUCUUCUUCGGCCGGGCCAUCUACGGCUAACUCUGUUCGCGGGGAAUUGGCCAGGCCUAGUCAUCGUUCCUUGUCCGAGUAUUGCGGCAUCUUCGCCGAAAAGACCAACAGAAUAGGCAAAAACGUCGGGAGUUUCAUGCAAUCUCGUGGAUUUUUACCAGCAUCCAGGCAAACAACAAUCGCUAACAACAAUCUUCUAUCCUCGAUUAGAAUCAACGGGAACCUGAACAAGGUAGUUCACGAGACGAGGGAUUCCACGAGAAUCUACGAACAGGAUCGAUAUUACCAAGGUAUAACGACGGUUAGAAACGAUCGCGUUCGUCGCACGUCAGACCGAAAAGACGAACCGAGCAGACCGAAAAGACGAAAUUAUCGGAGAGAAUACGAGGAUCCGAGGAGAAACGUAAACGGUGCUAAGCCGAUCCUGAGAAAUGGCGUCGGUUACGAGAGACCCGAAAGACUACCUUCUUACUGUUCCACUAUUCCGAGACGUAGCAGGACCAUUAAUUUCAAGGAUCAAGCUUAUAACUCCCUGGAGGAGCUACGCGGAUACCCGAAGAGUCUGCAGGAUUUAACGGAUUUCGAGGUCGAGGAGAGAAUAGGAAAUUCUAGCUCAUUCCCGAAAACGAGAACGCGAAGAACAACUUGGAGGGAGGAGGACAUCGGACCACCGGUCGACGACGUUUAUCGUCAAAGGAGAAUGCCAGAACCGGACGAGAGGGUGGAUCCUUUCCUCGAAGACGAUUAUUUGAAAUUUUGUAGAAAUCUUGCGAGGAUGGAAAGAUAUCCUCGGGGUGGCCAUUACAAGCCGGGACAGGUGCACUACGAGAGAGAGUGUAGAACCUUUGGAAAGGACACAUUAGCUUUUAUUUAUUACAAGACUUGUUAUUUGUGAUUUAAGAAAGAAACAUCUGAUCUAAUAUUUUAUAUUAUUUUCCUAUAGGAUUACUUUCUAUAUUUUCGAAAGGAAAAAUGACAUUAUAUUAUAGGUAUUAUAGGUAUUAUUUCUAAAGUGAUUUGCGCUAGAACAAAAGGCAGAACUUCCAUGCAUCGUGCCUUUCUUGAGGAAAAAAAAAAAAGGAAUAAAAAGAAAAGAAAAAACGCGACAAUAUUAACGCCGAGACGAUGAUACUCGAAAAUCUCGUCUCACUUACUACGUGUAUAUAAAUGAUAGAUAAUUAGAUCAAUAAUCGAUUUUUUUUAUUAUAGUCUUUUUCUUCUUGUCAAAGGGAAACGACUGACGUACAUAUGUAUGUAUUAUACAUACGAUUUGUAGGAUUCGCAUAAAAUUCAUAUUUUUCUUUUCUCCAAUCGGACGCGACUCGAUUAUUGUUAAUAUCGAAAUCAAAAUGAAGAAAAAUCUUUCUAUUUACAAUCAAUUUGUACCAGAAAAGAGAUUUUAGCGUAUUAGAAUGAGACGCGAUUCGCGUUGCCUGGCUUAAUUAGAUUAAAAUAUUAAGGACACAAAGGUGCAAAAAGGCAAGCGUCGUUGCUCGUCGAGAUGCUCGGGUCUCAUCCUAACGACUCGAUUGUACGAGUCAAUGACUAAAUUACGACAAUAUCUUUAGAUACGUCUGUAUACACGCGCAUACUUAUUAUCUUUCUUAUAUAUACAUAUACACGUACAUACCAUAUUAUAUAUCGCAUAUCGAAGUAUUGUACGUCACAUAUUAUCUACGUAUAUAAAAUACGCCCACGUACGUGUACAGAUUUACGUAUUUGCACGAGGCUGGUAAAAAGAAAAAAAUGCUAAAGAAAAUCUCUAUCUACAAUAUAAUAUAAUAAAUAUUAUUAUCAUCGCCCGUUGCCAAAUUCAUUUGAUCUCUAGGUUUACAAUUGGAAAUUGACUUGAAACUCAAUUUUGAGUAAAGUUUUGACGGUAUAUAUGUAGGUAACGAGCCACGUAAGCAUAUACGAGUUAUCUCUUCAAAGUAUAAUUUUCAUUCUAUUAUAAAGAAAAGGUGGGAGAGAAAGAGUAAACGUCGACGAAGCCUAACGUUUCAUUUCUUCGAAAAGUUUACCUACGUUUAUAGCUGCCAUUUAAUGAUAUCAUAUUUUUAUAAGAUUUUGUCAACUCUUGUGAAUUAAGGAUUCAAGGUGCAAUGGUUACCUCGCUUAAUCAGCGAGGCAAACGAGAGAAUAUGGUGGGUUUCUAAAAGAACAAAACAAAUCUCGUGGGAAUGAUAUCUGUAUUUGAUAUUUUUAUAUAGUAUGUAGAAAAAGAAGAAUAAGAAGAGGAAAUAAAAAAAAAAAAAAAUGUUAGCUGUCGCGAAAAUUCGACGAAAGAAUUUACCUGUAGUACGACCGAGGCGACGCUCUUACGCAGAAAAAUAUCUGCGAUCGUGAUCAAAAGGCCUAGUCUUCGCGGAGAAAGAUAUUUUUUAGUUUGCAUUGCGCGAGAUAAGAAGAUUAAGGGAUUUUUAUGCUCCUUAUUAUACUCGACUAACACGAUAGAACAUAUCGUUGUUGUCUUUCACCUUGCGAUCGUCAAAUAGAACUUCCAUAAUCAUUUCUAUAUCCUAUAGUAUGUAUAUCCAAGUAUAUGAGUCAUAUCCUCCUCUUGCCACAUCCAAGAUUCUAACGAAAAUGGAAAAAAGUCCGUGAAGCGCGAUUAACGAUUCCGCGUAUAUCGAAUAAAUAUGUCAAAAUCACACAUACACUAGACGGUGCUUUUCGUAGACAAAGCUAGAAUCGAUUUGAUCUUGUUGAAGUCAGCUUUAAACGAUGGUAACAUUUCUUAUAGAGAGUUGCCUCCGACUAAUUGCAAAACCAUUCGAAUAGAUCUUAUUAUAAAUUUCGAACGAUUUUGUGAUAAAUCGGACGUAUCGCGCGUAAUUCGGUGCAGGCACAGUGAACAACAGCAACAACUCGAAGCAAAUACAUAUCACGGAUUUAUCGAAAUAAAUGUACCCUCGAUCGAGAGAGAGAUUUUUCCUACUGCCUUGGUCGAGCGGAAAUACCAAAAAACAAAAACAAACAAAAAUAAUGAUCUCUUUGGGCAAACAUAUCUUGUCGUUAAAUUUGCAGGAUGUUAUAAGUCACUGUGUACUUAAUAAGAAAACAAAGAUAAUAAAAAAAACUUAUAUUAAUAUCUUACGAUGCUGAGAAGGGCUUGGACGUAGUAUCGAAUUAUAUAUUUCUAUCGUUUUAAGAUAUAAUAUAUAGCGCAAGUGCAAUGCUCGUUAAACGAGUGCAUUGAUAUAGCUUAAGAGAAUCGACUUUAGAGUUCUAUAUAUACACCUGUACAUAGAAAAUUUUCGACUAUCGGACUAUCCCGUUAUUUAGUAUUCUCUCUCUUUGCGCCGAACGAAUAAUAAUCCUUAUUCUUGCCAAAGGCACAAUUUGCAAACUUGUCAGAGGGUCUAUUGAAUAUUCUAAAGCGAGUAUUGUUGUCAUCUCUCUCUCUCUCUCUCUCUCUUUCUCGCUUUCACAGCAACAUAUGUCGAGCCUACAUGUGGAUAAAAAUAAAUAUAUUAUAUAUAUAUAUAUAUCAUCCAUAAACAUAUAUAAUUAAACAUAAAAUGUAUCUGCACUGUGCACUUUCGUGAAUUGAAGGUUUGUUGUAAUACUCUUUGCGGAAAGAAAAACGUCGUAUUACCGCACGUAUAGAGAGGAUGUAAAUUAGUCGACGAAUACUAUAGGCGUCUCGUUUUAAUUCUCGCAGCCCCUUUCCUCUCCAACCUCAGCACCCUCAUUUAUUUCGCGUAUUAAUAUGCGCGAAUACAUGAAUACAUAAAUAAACACGAUCACGCGUCAUCGCGUCAUCAUAAUAUGUGCACGUCGGUAGACGUAACGACAUUAUUCAGUUGAAAGUCAUUUGUUAGCAUUAAAAAAUCGCUUGAAAAUGUACGCUAUGGAAUAUAAUCGAUAUAGUAGCCUAUGACUGGAUUAUGGGAUCGACAAAAAAAUCAUGACAAUGACGAAAGAUAAAUAAUAUUUACGACUAGUUUCGCCUAUCGAAUAUAAUAUUUAUAAUAUUUUCAUUAGCUCGAAAAAAAGCGAGCAUUCGAUAUUCCUUACGAGUAGAAAUUACUCGGUGACAAUAAAACGACGAUAGAGAAGCAGAGAAAUAAUCGACAAUAAACGUUACAAAUAAAAGAAAAUAAUCACGAGCGCUGGCCGUCGCGCGCGCGGAUACAUACAUAUACAUUAUAUACUAUGUUAUUGUCAAUGCGUUUAACGUGAACGUUUUGUAAAAUGACUGGGUACUGUAUAGAAUUAUUAUCCAUUCGAAAAGACAUUGUAAAAAACACUGUUAAUAAGUGUCGCUCAAACUAUGAAAUGUCCGAUCAUUAUACAAAAUGUCUAGAGGGCGAAGCUCAAUGUAUAUUGACAAGUAAAUUAAAAAAUGUUUUUUUUAUUAAGACAAUAAAUCCCUUAGUCGGUAAUUAUAUUUGUUGGAGUAAGGUAAAGAACUGUGGUACUUACAAGGAGACCUUACUACGGUUGUGCCCUCACGGAUUUUAACGAGCUUUGAUAUAUUAGUAGUAUACUAGUAGGGUGUUAUCGUGGUAAAUUAUUUUAUCAAAAUGCGGUCUCCUUGUUAGAAUUAUAGAGCAAACACGACCGAUUGCGAUAUGACAGUGACAAGGAGACCUCUAUCAGAAUAAAAGAAUGUGUGGGAAUGAUAAGCAGAUUACAAGCGAUAAGAUGAACAUCAGGAUGAAGAUUAAAAAAAUGUAUAGGCAGAGUAAAGCGAUGAAAGAAUAUCAACUAUUAAUUCAACACUCUGCCCAACGAACUGUGAGCAUGAUAUAAAAUGUUCGGACUAUUUGUGAAAUAUCUGCUCAUUAUACAAAAAAUUAGGCAUUCUACACAGUGUGCGAUCAUUUGAAACAAUGCUCACGUUAAACACAUUGACCGUAACAUAUACAUAUACAUAUAAAGUAUAAAUAUAUAAAUACAUGCGUUUAUAUUAUAAGCUGUUGAAGAAAAAAAAAACAAAGUGAUAACCGAGGGGUGGUAUUUUCCAAAAAAAACCAGAAAACAUAUAUGAAAUUUUACUUAAAAAAGGGUACACGCCUAGCUUCGCUUGCUAGAUUUAAUAUUUUUGUAAUGACGCCUAGAUGUAGUUUGUUUAUACCUUAAUAGAAUAAAAACGUGUUUAAACCUAAAAGAAAGGACAGAAAUCGUCGUGUCCGUUUAGAAACGAAACGUGCGAGUCUCGAAUGUGAGCAAAGCGAGUACGAGUGGUGAAAAGUUGCGCGCGUGUACGCACACACAGACACAAACCCACAUACACACGUAUAAAGACACAUUCGACGGAAAUAAGAAUAAAAGCAGUGUGCGAACUUUAACUCCGAUCAUUGAAUUAGAAGAUGUCUCUAAUCGUGCUUAGAAUUUGUUGUCUUUCUUUUAUUUGCUUUCCUUUAUUACGGUUGUACGAAAUACUUGUAUUUCUUUCUAAUCUCGUUGAAGUCUCGUUAGACUUUAGAGAUAAAAGCCAGUACUAUUAGUUAUAUUUAUCGUAAGAAAUAUAUUUGAAUUGAUUUUUGAGUUAAACGAUCGUACGUAAGGAAUAAUAUAGUAAGAGGUCAGAUAUUGCACAAAAAACAAACACGAAUGAUUGAUCCUGUUGUGUAACGUAGGAGACACUUCUAAAAUCGGUACGGCUGAAGGAUAUGCGUUUACGUUGCGUAUAAAUAUGUAUGUACUUAAGCAAGAAUUCGGUUAGAAAGUUAGUUGGCGUUUCUACGAGCAAACAUUCUCUGGAAGAUUAUUCAGAAAAAUAAACGAUAAAGUUGGAUAUAGGAUCGCUAAUGGCCUUUGGUGGAACCAACAUAUUACGUGUUUAUAUAGAGAAAUCAUAUACACUUAUUAUAAAUGCCAAAAUAAGAAACGAGCAUAACCGAUAACGCAUA